AUGAAAAUACGGACACGAAUUGCUUGCUGGAACGUACGAACGCUGAGCGAGGAUAGCCGACUAGCUCAAGCAGGAGCAGAAAUGCUAAGAUACAAGCUGCAGAUACUCGGUCUCAGCGAAGUGCGCAGAAACGGAUUCGGAGAAUGGCGAAUGUCUGGAGGCCUUACAUUUCUUUACUCCGGGAAGGAAGACGAAGAAGAAGUACGUGAGAACGGCGUUGGAUUCCUCCUUUCUGACGCUGCGAAGAAGAGCCUCAGGGACUGGAAACCUAUCUCAGAGCGAAUCAUCACAUCUCGGUCUAACAGUAGGGCCCGCAAGAUAACCGUCGUUCAGUGUUACGCGCCUACAAACUUGGCGUCAGAAGAGGACAAGGACGAUUUCUAUAGUGCACUCAAUCUGACUAUAAAGAACAUUUGCAAACAAGACAUAGUGAUCGUCAUGGGGGACCUGAAUGCCAAGUACACUUGGAAUUCACCCGAUGGAGUCACCAAGAAUCAAAUCGACCGUCGUGGCGCGAAUAUCGAUGGCGAUCACGACCUUCUAGUUGCCAAGGUACGACUUAAAGUAGCUGUAACCCGGCCCACAAACACCACUCCCAAGUUUGAGAAACGGUUUGAGAUCAUCAAACUGCAGGACCCAGUCGUAGGUGAGGCCUUUAAGGUAUCACUACGAAAUCGCUUCUCCGCCCUUGAAGCGGACUAUUCAUCUGUCAACGCGGAGUGGAACUACAUCAAAAUGGCCUACACAGAGACCAGCUCCGUCGUUCUUGGUUACAAACGCCAUAGACGCGAGGACUGGAUGUCACAGAGAACCUGA
This is a messenger RNA of Danaus plexippus (monarch butterfly), 816 nucleotides long. Its product is annotated as craniofacial development protein 2-like. Bases 1 to 816 code for a protein of 271 amino acids. Gene Ontology annotation, molecular function: catalytic activity. Lineage: Eukaryota; Metazoa; Arthropoda; Insecta; Lepidoptera; Nymphalidae. The transcript is spliced from 2 exons. The record is from RefSeq and is a predicted model, not a curated record.